This is a messenger RNA of Gigantopelta aegis, 3839 nucleotides long. Its product is annotated as chitin deacetylase 1-like. The transcript has a single exon. Bases 1210 to 2349 code for a protein of 379 amino acids. The record is from RefSeq and is a predicted model, not a curated record. Gene Ontology annotation, biological process: carbohydrate metabolic process. NCBI's taxonomy places the organism in Eukaryota, Metazoa, Mollusca, Gastropoda, Neomphalida, Peltospiridae.
CCUGUCUGUCCGAUGGUGCAUAUAAAAGAUCCCUUGCUGCUAAUAGAAAAUAGUAGACCCUGGCGUGGCAGCAGAAUGUCCGACGCAAUAUAUCCAUAAUUAUUGACAUGUGUUGAGUGCGUCGUUAAAUAAAACAUUCCUUCUUCCUCUUUCUCACUAUAACAUAUAUAACCUCGAUAAGCGUGCCCAUGCCAGCUUGAUUUAUUCUUAUAGAUGAUAUAAAUAGAAAAUACUACAUGAGUGGUCGUUAAAUACCAUUUAACGAGUUGUUUUAAAACGUAUCUAACGCACGUAUAUGUGUUAACAAGUAUGUCUUACAAAAAAUGACGAAUGAUGUUCUCACCAACGGGUGUAUAAGAAGUGUAAAUAUUGUUAUCCCGUGGCAUACAAAAUCUACUGUAAAGGUGUCAAAAAUGUGUCAAGCGGCGGCAUUAUAUUGGUCUUCAUACAGCAUUCUUCAGUUGGUCAAAAGGUUGACAUUCUUCUGACCGGCGUAAAUAGUUCAAACUAUAUACAUAAAACACACUCGUUAUGCAAUAAAACUAUGCGCCGUGAGCUUAACCCUUCAUAUUAGUAAUGGUCCUUUUAACCCCCGGGCUUUAUUACGUUAAAUAUUCAAAAACUGGUCUAUUAUGUUCACCAACAAACGACGUCUAGCAAGUGUCGCAUACUCUACAACGAUAGUGUGCAUGGAUUAAAUUUUGCCGAAGGGAUCCUUAAUCUGUCUAAAUUGGUUUUAGCCCCGGGUUAUUAUGACACCGUCAGCUCAAGUCCUCUCUUAUAUCUGUACGUUCCGUUUAUCGGUAAAAUCUUGCUUCUCUCGUCAUUUUGUGACACUACCAGUCUACAACUGAUUACUGCAUACCAGUCUAUUCUGUCGUAGUGACACAGGUUUGUGGGAUUGUGCGUUUUUGUUUUUCUGUGAUUUUGGGAUGUAACAAGUGAUUUUAGGCAUUAUUUCAGAGUUGGAUAUUACAAAUAAAGAGUGAAAGUAUGACGUCGUUCGGGCCAUUCAUUAGAAUUAAUAUCAACACUAAACCAUUAUACCAAAUUUGAUAUGAUAGCUUUUGAACACUGCUUGUGAACACAAUAACCAAUAUUUUUAAAUAGUUAUUAUAAAACCAAAGAAGACGAAGGAGAAAUAAUGAUAAUGGCCCAGUUCUAAUCACUUUGCGACCUCCACUUUGUCAAAUAGAUGUAAACGUUACAAUGGCGUGGAAAGCGGGAAUUGGAUUAUUAACAGUGACAACAAUAUUAUGUUUUGUUCAUCUAACAACCGAGAAUGAAUGUAAGCAAGGAAAAACGUGUUUUCUCCCGGACUGUUAUUGUUUUAGUAACACGACAGUUCCAGGGAACUUACCGCGAGUUAAAAUGCCUCAGCUGGUUGUCUUUGCAUUCAGUGGAGCUGUCAAUAUCGAUGUCUACGGAUAUUUUCGUCAUUUCUUCAACGCAGAACGAACCAACGCGAACGGCUGUCCAAUAAGUGCCACACUUUUCGUACAAAGCCGUUACUCUAACUUCACGAUGGUGAACGAUCUUUACCGAAGGGGUUUCGAGAUAGCUGGAUACAGCGUUUCUGGUAACCCGAUGUAUAUAUAUUGGAAAAAUGCAACAGCGAAAGAAAUGGAAUAUGAAAUUAUUGAGAACAGAAAAGGGCUUUCUAGAAAAGCUUCGAUACCUAUAUCUGAAAUUCGUGGAUGGAGAACGCCGCAUUUACUUCCGGUCGGAAAUGCGCAGUUCGGAAUCCUUCAAGAACAGGGAUUCGAAUACGAUUCGAGUCUGUAUUUCAUUCGAAGAAAACCAGUCGAUCCGUUUAUCACUCCGGGGACACUGGACUAUGAAUGGCCGUUUGUUUGCGAACGGAACCGCUGUCCUGACAGGAACUACACCCUGUGGGAGGUGCCCGCCGUGUCCUACCUCGAUUACAAGCAGCAGUAUCCGUGCAUCCACGUUGACGGGUGCAUCAACCUUCCACAGAACGAAAACCAAGCGUUCCAGCUCAUCUGGAACAACUUCUACGACUAUUACCGAGACCGGAAACUGCCGUUCGUCGUGAACAUGAAGGCGAUCUGGCUGAACACCGACUUCCACUUCCGGGCAAUGGAGAGAUUCAUUUACUCCCUGCUGCACCUGGACGACGUAUACGUUGUGACGAUGCACCAACUCGUGCAGUGGAUGCGGCGCCCGCUAGAUGUUGAACAGAUGAUGUACGCCGACUGUCCACGAGUCGUGUCGUCUGCUGCGGUCACAGUUCAUGUGUCGGCCAUGUUGGUUUUGGGGAUUUGUAUGAUUUUUGGGAUACAGUUUUUUUUUCUGGCGGCCUUAGGGCAGCGUUCGACAAAUGCUUGAGAAAGUCACUAGCCCUCGCAGAAGCUUUGGCUAGUGCCCUAUGUACUAUAGUAAAACAGUUCAAAAUUUCCACUAGCCUAGACCACAAAAUCACCAGCUGUGACCGAGGGCUAGUGGAUUAGUCGAACCCUGCUUAAUGUAGGUCAAAUCAGUUUUUAAAUGUACGUAAACUGAUUUGGGUUUUACAUACCUUCCUAAGUGACUGCUUAACACAAGUUUGUACGUGUGUGUAUAACAAUAAUAUGUUUAGAAUGAUUCAACUGUCAAGUAUUCUUUAAAGAGACCUUGUCUUAUAAAAUAUACAACUGGCACAACAGAAACAUUUCCUCUGUAUAUAAAUGACAAAUAUAUGUUUGUAUUAACUUUACUACUAAAGUUACUUGCUCAUUAUUUCAUCUGUCGUAGAUACAUACUUGGUGGCCCUUCCUGUCCUAGGACUGCCUCCUGAUGAGUCAGAAUCCAGACCUGGGAUAGGCGUGCCUGAACCUAUUUUUGGAUAUGGGCACGUAAAUAGAGUACCCAUUCCCAUACUUAGGUGGUCUUAAUUUAUAGGAAUAUUGUAUGUUCGUAUAUUAUUUAUUAUUUAACACAGUGAACUAGUAAAAGCAAUAACAAAACAAUUAAAAUCGUUCUUUAACCUAAUUUAGAUAUAUCAGGCACUCGCACUUAAUAUAUACAUAUUUGUGUGUGUGCGUGCGUGCUUGCGAGCGUGUGAAAAUAUAUUAUUUAUAAAUAAAGCACACGGUAUGACCGGUGGUGUACCGGAAAACAAACAUUUGUCUGCCUGAUAUAGUUCAGUUUACAGUAUAUUUAUUGAAAAUGUCAGACUCUUAAUUCGGAUGACUGCUUUAUAAAAUUGGCGGGAUUGGUGUGGCUGACUGUACGUACGUUUAAUGAAUUAGGCCUAAAAACAUUCUGUAUUUCACGGAAAUUGCCGAACAAAAUAGGGUAGGUUGGCUUUAAAACUACAUUCAUUUGUACAAUGAAGUGGCGACAGCAGGUCUCCUCUCUUAAUAUCUGUGUGGUCCUAACCAUAUGUCUGAUGCCAUAUGACCGUAAAUAAAAUGUGUGGAGUGCGUCGUUAAAUAAAACAUUUCUUUCUCUUUUUUGUUUUUCAUUCGUACAGGGCCUGAUAAAAUGUUAUGUAUGUCCUCUAGGGUCGGCCUUCUUUUCUAGGUAGAGUUGGGUUCGAGGAAACACAACUUUGUUUUUAGGUCUUGGUGUAUCACUAACUCUCGUAAACCUUUGCUUAAGCCAUAUUAUUAUAAUAAACCAAGUAUGUUGAAAUUUAAACAACUAAUGACGAAUAACAAAAAAAACGUUCUUAAGAAAUUAUAUAAAUUAAUAAAAGAAAUGAUUGAUAAAUGCAGUAAACCCAAAAAGAACACUGGCAUAUAUUAUAUUAUAUUACAUUACAUUACAUUACAUUACAUUACAUUAUAAGUAUGUGUGUGCGUGCGCGCGUCUGAUUAGCACAUUUGGUAGUAAUU